GUGCAUCUAGAAGAGUAUAAAUACUGAGUUCUUCGGAUGAGCGAGACACAGUUCCAUUCACAAACAGUCAUCAAUCAGUUCAGCAAAGAUGUUCGCAAAAAUAAUCUUCUUCUGCGUUCUGGCCAUUGCCAGCAUCUGUGCCAAGCCCCAGUUUCCACUGGCAUAUUCUUCCCCUCUGUUGGCCAACCCAGCAGUAGCUGUUGCAUCACCGUAUGCAGCCGCUUACACUGCUCCUGUUGCUGCUGCGUAUACUGCAGCUUCUGCUCCACUAACCGCUGCCUACCCCAGCGCUUAUGCUGGAUAUCCCUAUGCUGCCUACAACUCGGUUUUCCUAUAGAAGCUUCCACAUGCUAUAAACAAUGUUACCAAAUGGCUUUAACUGGACCUGGAUGAAAAAAUCUGCGAUAUGGUUAUAGAAAAUGCACCCUCGCUUUUUAAGUGUAAUAAUUUAUAAUUUUCAUAAUAAAGGCACUGUUUGACAUAGCAAAUCGAAA
Messenger RNA from Wyeomyia smithii (pitcher-plant mosquito), 494 nucleotides. RefSeq names its product cuticle protein 18.6-like. The record is from RefSeq and is a predicted model, not a curated record. Bases 89 to 337 code for a protein of 82 amino acids. NCBI's taxonomy places the organism in Eukaryota, Metazoa, Arthropoda, Insecta, Diptera, Culicidae. The transcript has 2 exons.